CUCGGAUCUGUCAAAUUUCUAUGGUAAACUGCAGCUUUUAGUGUACGUCGAAUCAUUUUUAGGAAUUGAAUUUUAAAAUACCCAAAAAGAAAUUAUACGGGCCAACCGUUCAAUUAAAAUGCUAAAUUUACAGAUAUGUUAUAUCACUGCCUGAUCCAAAACACAUAGGGAUGGCUGCAGGCACCGUGAUAUCUUCUAGUGUCAGCAGGUGGGAUGGUAUGAAACAUCAACUGGAAAUGAGCCCGUUUGAGUAGAAAUGCACUAUUAUUUUGGUUGGGUCGGGACUUCUACUCCAAAAGAUAAGAUAUGAGAUGCAUAUAUCAGAAUCUCGAGAGUGCCCAAAUACCAUCUUGACAAAAUGUGCCAAAAUGAACGAAAACAGUCACAAAAAACUCAGUAUAAAUGGCAAUUCUGACGGAACUGUCGUUAAAGUUAAGGAGGAAAAUCCAAAGAACUAUUAUGUGCCCCCUACGUCGGGCGGACGUCUGAAAUUCUUCAAAGAUGGAAAGUUUAUACUUGAACUGGAAAGAGCGAAAGAAGGAGAGAGAGUAUCAUGGGUUUCUGUACCAAGAAAAACAUACUGGCCUCCUCAAGGUGCUGCAACAACUGUUACUUGCAAGCAAGAAGGCAGUGCUUCUUUGAGCAUUUCAGACGAUAACAGCUCAAUACAGUCGUCCCCAUGGCAGAGAGAUCACUUUUGGAAGCAGACAAAUCCUCGUCGGAACAUGUCGAAGGGUAUGAGCUUCUACUAUUGGCACUCCAAGAACACACCUCGACCGCCCAGAAGCAAGAAAACAAGACGUCCCUAUUCGUUAGAACCGGAAAGGGAGACUUCAAACAGUGCUUGUGGUGAUCAAAAGACAGAAUUGAAAAAGUGCAAUAAGUUCGAGAACUAUAAAAAACGUAGGUCCUUACUCUCGGUUGUUCAAGAUCUGAUCGACAAGAAUGUGUCCAAGAGCCCCCCAAGGAUAGAAACCGUGGUCUCGCCGAGGAAGAGGUUUCUGAGGGAGAUGGAGAAGGACAAGAACAGCUUGGAAGACAGCAACUUGAAGAGGAGUAAGAACAAGAUGACAAGUAAUCAGGCGAGCUUGAGCGUGACCAUGAGCAGUCCCCUCAGAGUGAACGGCCAUUCUGAGGACAAGCCGGUGGCCUCUGUGGCGCCAUCUACCGUUGGAAAGAACUGCAGCUACAGCAUCACGUCUCUGCUGUCGGACGAUCGUGUGCCCGUCAAAAGAUCACCAAGCAACUCGCCUAGUCAUUUCGUGCCAGUCACCACCAACCAGAUGAACUACAGCAUGGCCUCUGUCAAAGCGGAGGACCUGUGGUAUUCGGAGAGUGUGGAGAGGUUCAGAUCCAUAGAGCUUUCGCACGCCGACAAAAAUUCGUUCCAUUCCUUCCCCCACCCCUCGUACAUACCUCCAUUUGUGUAUCCCUACUCGUUUCCCCCCUGUUAUGGAUAUAACAGGGGGUUUCCCCCGAUACCACAAGGCAUGUACCACCAUCCGACUGCUCAUCAUUUACCAGUGCCCAUGAUGAGGCAAGAGGCCCCCUCGUGCUCUUGGAAAACGGAGAGGAUGGAGGAGGGGGAAGUUAAGAAAGAGGACAAUAAUUUGUCAGAUAUGCCACUAAACCUGUCCAAGCAUGCUGGUUGAACGAAACUCAGUAGUGCCUUCCAAUCAUGCUGUAUAUUUUAUUUGAUUACAAGAAUACUGAUAAUAUUAUGAAAUCAUUGUAUCUAUUCGUUUAUUGUUAGGUUUUAUUUUACGAUUAGGCGUAUUAUUUAUUCAGAAAAUUUGAAAGACCUUCUUUAUGAGACAGCUUCAUCAUCCAGAUAUUUGGAGAACAAAGAUAGCUUUAACAAUAUUAUUUUUUUUUAAUAUUAUUCGGUGCAAUCCUGUGUUGCCACGCAAUUUAUUUGUAUUUAUGUAUCAUGUACAUAAUUUGAUGAAAAGAUAUCUUAGGACUUGUAAAAAUUAUUGAUACCAAUGUCUAAGUAGGUUUGGACAUUUACUUUCAAUGAACAUUUAAAUUUCUUAGUUUCCCUUAUUGACGAGAUAUAGAUAUUCUAUAUCUCCUUUUGCUACUUUGCCUGAUUGUGAAGUUGAAAAUGACUCGACAAUUUCAAAAGUAGAGAAAGAAAGCGAAUGAAAAAGAGCUCUCUAAAAGAAAAACUAUUCCAUUGUAAAAUUAUACUAUUUAUACUUGAGGUGUACAGAGAGAAACACGAAGAAAAAUACAUAAAACCCUAUAAAAUAUUUCUCCGACAAGAAUCAUGAAAGCUCAAUUUUAUACACUUUUUGUGAAAUUAUAUUGAAUUUCCAUUGGGCUAUGAUCUUCGAAGGGAAGAAUUUCUUGCGAAUGGUUGUAUUUAUUGAACAAACAUGAUAUUUCAAACCUAUUAAGAUUUUUAUAGAGAUGUUAUUUUAUCGUUAUUUAUUGUAGAAAUUGUGAAAAAUCUAAGGGAGACUAGUAGUUUCGAAUAAAAUCACAAUAUUUUGAUAAGGAUUUAUUUCGUAUUAUUUUUAAUUUAUUUCUUUCAAUCUUAAUGUUCCUUCCAUUUCUGUAAGGUGAAUAUGAUUCAGUAUGAUAUGAAAAUUUUCAUGUAAAUAAAUCCACAUAUCAUUGCUCUGUCGAAAUAUGAACUGUAUAAACUCCUAUAUUUUUGUAUCACAAAUAAAUCUUUUUUGUAACUGAUCCUA
Messenger RNA from Harmonia axyridis, 2699 nucleotides. It is a transcript of the gene H, whose product is annotated as protein hairless. The record is from RefSeq and is a predicted model, not a curated record. Lineage: Eukaryota; Metazoa; Arthropoda; Insecta; Coleoptera; Coccinellidae. The transcript has 6 exons. The coding region runs from base 312 to 1652 and encodes 446 amino acids.